ACCCUUUUGGGUUGAACUCAGCCAUAAAACCCACAGAAGGAAGAAGGAACGCAACAGAUAUUCGUGAAGGCGCUUUCCUUCGACAUGUACUUUUUAAAUACGGAUAUAGCUUAAGAAAACGGUUGUAGUUUAAUUAGCAAGAUGUAUAGACCUAAUUUGAUGUUUUUUGUUUUAUAUUUUUCACUAGAAUGUAUUUGCCGGAGCCAAAGCGACAUCUACUCCCUGAAUUACAUCUACACUGCCCUGUCAAAGCCACUAGAAUUGCCUGGUAUCCAUGAGUUCACUGCCAUGGGUCUGAUGAACAACAGACAGAUUGAUUACUAUGACAGUGUGUCAAAGAAGAAGAUUCCCAAACAGGACUGGAUGAGGGAGAAGCUGCCAGCAGACUACUGGGAAAAAGGCACUCAGUCACGCAAGAGCAAGGAGCAGUGGUUCAAAGUCAACGUCAACAUCCUGAUGGAUCGCAUGAUGCACAACAACACUGAUGUGCAUAUUCUUCAGUGGAAACAUGGCUGUGAGAUUGACCAACAGAGCGACGGCAAAGUGAAAUUCAUAAAGGGCACCGACCAAUACAGCUACGAUGGUGACGACUUCCUGGCCUUUGAUGAUGUCACUAUGCAGUGGGUGGCCCCCGUUGUUCAAGCUCAGAUGACUAAGAGGAAGUGGGACGGGGUGCAGAUCCUCAACCAGUACACCAAGGGCUACCUGGAGAAGGAGUGUGUGGACUGGCUGUCCAAAUUCAUGGAAUAUGGGGACAGUGAAUUCAUUAUGGCUGAUUCCCCUACAAAGGUCUAUGCAUUUGCUAAAAAGGCCAAAACUGCAGGACAUGUCCGACUGACCUGCAUGGCCACAGGUUUCUAUCCCAAAGAUGUGUUAAUGCAUAUUAAGAAGAAUGGUGUUACAUUAACCAAACAUGAUGGAGUGCAGUCUACAGGAGUCCUACCCAAUGAUGAUGACACCUACCAGAUCAGGAUGAGUGUGCAGAUCCCAGAGGCAGAUAAGGAAACUUAUGAAUGUUAUGUCGACCAUAGAACUUUGAAGGAUACAGUUGGGGGGAAAUGGGAUGGAGAAUGUUGUGAUUGCAGUAGUUUCGGUGCUGUAGUCAUUGGGUCAGUCAUCGCCAUUAUUGUAGUUCUGAUCUUGCUUUCGGGGGUCCUGUUUGUUCUGCACAAAAGAGGGACAAUUGUGAUUCCUGGCUUGAGAACUACAGCUACUGGCAAUGGAGUGGAAUUUUCUGGAGUGAACACUUUCGAGUAUGGUUGCUAGAUGACCAUUGGUGGCCAAACUUCCUGACCGGACCACGAAGGAACGUUAAUUAAUUUCAUAAUUUUAUAGGAUGGCUAUUGAUAACACUAUUCAGUUGCACGUUUUCAAUCUUAUAAGCUAGUGAUGGAAAUUAUAGUUACUUUGAUUCAAUGUGCUAAAAACUGCUGCAUUUAAUGGUUUUUGCUGUUCUUGAGUAAGUACUUGCUUCCAAAUAGAGACUCAUAAGUGGGGUGGUUAGGAACCGUUUGGGUCGUACAUUUCAUUGUUUUACUGUUACAGAGGAUGUUACUGUAUGGAGAGGCAUCUUUAAGGUAAUUGUAUCAUUCUUCAGGGAUUAUAACUAGACUUGUACUAGAUACUUGGGGUACUGAUGAUGAUGGGGUACUUGGGGUAUUUGUAAUAUCAUUUGUUAUGAUUUUUAUUUCAACCUAGGGCCCAUUUCAUAACCGUUCACUGGGUUACCAGGCUAAGACAAAGCUACACUCUUGAAUGAAUAUACAGUGGAGUUUCUUUUAAUAUCACAUUUUAAAAAUUGAUUUAUGGAGAACACAAAUAAUUCCAACAUGCAGCCUUGAAGGUCAAGACAAAAAUAUUGUUUUCUCUUAUGCCAGAAACCUAGUCAGUGUUUUUUAAUGAAUAGGGUCUCUCGUGUUAUGAACUCUACCUGUGGACUAAAUGCAUUCACCAAAUGAUUUAAUACAUUUUGCAUAGCAUUGCUGUUACUAUUUACUAAACCACUAUUUUACAAGGCUUAUUGCAUACAUGCAUGCCCACGGACGUACACACACGUACACAAUGUAUGUAACCUGUACUGCUUUUGAAACAUCCUGUAUGAUUUGUUAUUCUGAAAGAAAUAAUUAAAAAAAAUACUAAUAAAAGCCA
This is a messenger RNA of Salvelinus namaycush (lake trout), 2148 nucleotides long. Its product is annotated as major histocompatibility complex class I-related gene protein-like. The record is from RefSeq and is a predicted model, not a curated record. Gene Ontology annotation, biological process: immune response. The transcript has 8 exons. Gene Ontology annotation, cellular component: external side of plasma membrane. The coding region runs from base 142 to 1266 and encodes 374 amino acids. NCBI's taxonomy places the organism in Eukaryota, Metazoa, Chordata, Actinopteri, Salmoniformes, Salmonidae.